AUGCGCGUGCGUUUAGUCAUUAGCCACUUUGGUAUUGGAGUUUGAUCUGUUUAAGUUAGGGAGCGCGCGGGGCUUUCUUCCCGCGCGGCUGUUUACUCUUGGUAGCUUUCUCAUCACUCGCUCUACAUUGUGGUCCUGACUUCUCGGCGUCGUGCACCCUCACCUAUCGGAAGGCUUUACUUCCACGCUCGCAUCGUUUCUGCGAUAGGUUAUGAGCCCAACGAGCUACCAAGCCCGAGUCAGUAAAGCGAUUCCCAUCGCACCACCAUCGGAAUGGACACCGAUACACCCUCCACCGAAACGAGUGAUCGUGGAAUACAUGUACCAAUCCUUCGCGCCACAAACUACAUGGAUUGGCGUCGACGUCUGAUUGGUCGUCUUGUAUCCAAGGACUUGCAUCUUUGCGCAUCGAGGCCGUUGAGGGCCGCUGCGGAGGCCGUUCUUCAGGUCGCAAUCGACGAUCGAUCGCGCGGCUUCCACUCGCCACUCGAGCGGCUCGACUUCGCAUCUAUGGACGUGAAGAUCGCCAAGGAGCGUUCGGAGUCAUUUUCAGCCCCUGCUAUGGUUGCGAUGACCACCCACCAUUCCCUUUACCUUGCUGGUUCGUCCUCGAGAGCUCCCGAUACCGAUUUCGUUUGGAUCGCGGAUACCGGAGCUGGUCACCACUUCGUUGGCGAUCGCUCGCUGCUCUCGGACUUCAAAGAAUCCCCGAUGCAAGUCCAGUUGGCCGACAAUUCGCUUGGUCAAGCCACUGGAUACGGGCGAAUGUCUGUUAAGACUUCGCAAGGUCUCGUUCUCGAGUUCAAGGAGAUGUAUUACCUCCCUGGAUCGAAGUAUGGUCUCAUCUCAAUGUCGUUGCUCCGCGCUGGAGGCGCGAAAUUGGUUUAUGGCCAUGGGGGAGAUACUCAACAGGUUUGGCUUGACGGCUCUCUCGUCGCCGAAACUGUCAAGACGAAGGCCAAGAAACCAAGUUACGUCUUCGAUUUUGAGAUCGUUCCCCCACCCUCGCCUGUGCUCGUCGCCACUACCCGUGCCUCCGUUGGAGCUUCGCUCAUGGAAUGGCAUCGGAAGUUCGGACACAUGGCACCUUCAUCAAUUCUUCGUCUCGUCAAUUCCAAGGCUGUCGUUGGGAUUCGUCUACUCGACAAGAAGAUUGAAGACUGUGAGCCGUGCAUUAUCGCGAAGGCGCGCGCGGGCCCUCACAAUCAUGUCAGUCGAAAACCCGAACAUGUUCUUCAACGGGUUUCGAUCGAUCUGGGAUUCGUCAACGAUGACGAUACCAAAGGACGAUCCAUCUACAUGGUUAUCGUCGACCAACUUUCAACCUAUAAGUGGGCUUUUCCACUUGGUUCGAAGUCGGCAUCCGAAGUCCUCGAGGUCUGGCGCUGCUUUCAAGCGCAGGUCGAGAGGCAGUCCGGUCAGAAGAUCAAGUUUGUUCGUUCUGACAAUGGAGGCGAGUUCGUCAACCAACUCUUUGGCGACGAAUUCAGGGCACUUGGCAUCACCCAUGAACUGGCUGCACGCUACACGCCGCAGCAGAAUGGUCAAGCGGAGCGCGCGAACGGCUCUCUCUUCGCGCUCGUCCGUGCCAUGCUCAAGGACUCCGGACUUCCCAAGAAGUAUUGGUCUUACGCAAUGGAAGCGGCUGUUUUCGUUUCCAACCGCGGUCCUCACCCGCAUCUCAAGGGCAAGACUGCGUUCGAGGUCUUCUUCGGCAAGCAACCCGACGUUUCGCAUCUUCGCGCGUUCGGAUCUACUGCCUACGUUCUCAUCCCAAAGGCGAUUCGUAAGAAGCUCGAUGACCAUACUGUCAAGGGUACUUUCCUCGGCUAUUCGGGGGAGUACAACUACAAGGUUCGCGUCGAACACGGUCGGUCUUUCAAGAUCGUCGUCUCUUCCGAUGUCACCUUCUCCGACAAGGCUCCUUCGAUCGCGGACUCGGCUGUCGAGCCUCGCAUCUACGAAGUUGAACCUCUACAGGAAUACGAGUUAGUACACCAUCUGUCGUUUCCUGGCUUGGAGCAGAUUCCGGCUUUACGGCCUGUUCCGGAGCAGUUUCCGGCUUUACGGCCUGCUCCCCUUCCUGAGGCAGGUUUGGCUUUUCAGCCUGCGCUCUUUCCCGAGGCAGAUCCGGCUUUACGGCCUGCGCUCGUACCCGAGGCAGAAGUUCCGGCUUUACGGCCUGCGCUCUUUCCCGAGGCAGAAGUUCCGGCUUUACGGCCUGCGCUCGUACCCGAGCUUGGUCCGGCUUUUCGGCCAGCUCCCGCUCCUCUUCUUCGUUUCCAACAUAUGGACGAUGACGACGUUGCUCCCCCUCCUUUACCGGCUGUCGGCCCGUUGGCCGAAGACGCUGAAGUUGAAGAGGACCCGAUCGAUCAUCGACGCGAGGAAGCAGUUGAGGCUAUCGACAGUGACGCGUCGUUUGGUUGCGAUCACAACAACGGCAGAUCUGUGGGAGCGUAUGCCGUUAUCAUGGCUGGCGCUGCCAUCUCCUGGAAGUCGAAGCAACAGACGAUGGUCGCUUCUUCUACAGCAGAGUCUGAGACUCUGGCUGCUUCAACCGCAGCAAAGGAGGCUAUCGGUCUUCGCAACCUGGCGUCCGAACUUCGCAUCAAUCAAGGUCGAUCUACUGUUCUGCACGAGGACAACCAACCUUGCAUCGAUUUGGUGAAGAAUCCUGGAGCUCGAGGUCGUACUCGCCAUUGGAAUGUGCAUCAUUUCUAUCUACGCGAACGAAUCGAGGUUGGCGAUAUCGAUCUCCGCUACUGUCCGACCGAUUUGAACACGGCCGACAUCUUGACAAAACCCCUAUCCAAGCUCAAGUUCUCUACGCAUCGCGAAGGACUCGGGAUGGUCUCGCUGGCUACCUUGGCAUGUGGGAGUGUUAAUUGAUAUGUGUCUGUGCCUGUGGUAUCUGCGCGGAUGCGCGUGCGUUUAGUCAUUAGCCACUUUGGUAUUGGAGUUUGAUCUGUUUAAGUUAGGGAGCGCGCGGGGCUUUCUUCCCGCGCGGCUGUUUACUCUUGGUAGCUUUCUCAUCACUCGCUCUACAUUGUGGUCCUGACUUCUCGGCGUCGUGCACCCUCACCUAUCGGAAGGCUUUACUUCCGCGCUCGCAUCGUUUCUGCGAUACUGACAACUGGCCGAUCGGGGAAGCCCCUGCUAUACAGCAUCGCGCUCGCUUAGGCGACACGUUCCCACCGCUCUGGAGGUCUGCCCCAUAGAGAUAUGCUGAAGACCCUCUCCGAGUCACCGUUCCUUGUGCCAGGCAAACCGGGCAGGCUUGCACGGAACGCUACCAGCUUCUGCGGCUGCGUUCACCACCUGUAGGGGCAGGUGCUUUCCUCACUCGCAAGACUGCCUCCCUGCGGACGCCGACGUUGCUGACCAAGCGUUCGGUCUUGCUGGACGUUUAGAGCUGCGAGCUAUGUAG
Microbotryum saponariae is the source of this 3430-nucleotide messenger RNA. NCBI's taxonomy places the organism in Eukaryota, Fungi, Basidiomycota, Microbotryomycetes, Microbotryales, Microbotryaceae. The record is from the annotation of a GenBank genome assembly.